CAAACGUGUGAAGAGGUAAUGGCCAUGGGAACGCUACCUCAUGCACUGGUCAUACCGUACCCAGCUCAAGGCCAUGUCAUACCCCUCAUGGAACUCUCUCACUGCCUGCUCGACCAUGGGUUCAUGAUCACGUUCGUGAACACCGAGUUCAAUCAUUCCCGAAUGGUGGCCUCACUGCAAAAGACGGGUGGUGAUAAUGAGCGGAUACGCCUGGUUGCAAUACCAGACGGGCUAGCACCAGGUGAAGACCGGAACGAAGUAGGCAAGUUGUGUGACAGUGCUUUAAGCUUCAUGCCCUCUGCCUUAGAAGAGCUGAUAGGGAGGAUUGACAAGUCCAACGAUGGCAACAUCACAUGCGUCAUUGCGGAUGCGAGCAUGGCAUGGGCUUUGGAAGUAGGAAGAAAGAUGGGGAUCCGAGGAGCCGCUCUUUGGCCCGCAUCAGUGGGCCUCUUGGCUCAGAUCUUUAACAUUCCAAAGCUGAUCGAGGACAGUAUCAUUGAUGCCAAUGGUUAUCCAUCCAAACAUCAGAUGAUCAAGCUCUCUCCGACAAUGCCCAUGAUGAACACCGAACACUUAUCUUGGCUCUGCAUCAAUGACAACAACGUGCAGCAGUCCCUCUUCCGAUAUGCAAACCAUAUCAACCGAGCUCUCGAAUCUGCUGACUGGCUUCUUUGCAACUCAUUCCAUGAGAUUGAACAAUCUGCAUUUGAAUUGGUUCCAAACAUCCUGCCAAUUGGCCCGCUUCUGGCAGGAAGACGACUUGGACGGCUCGAAGGGAACUUUUGGCGGGAGGACUCCACUUGCCUGAGCUGGCUUGAUAAACAACCCGCCUGUUCAGUUAUUUAUGUGGCCUUCGGCAGCUUCACUGUCUUCGACCAAUGUCAGUUCCAAGAGCUAGCACUUGGGCUCGAACUUUCUGGCCAUCCAUUCCUGUGGGUAGUGCGACCGGACCUCAUGGAUGGAUCAUCGGACGCCUACCCAGAUGGUUUCAAAGAAAGAGUGGUAGACCGCAGUCUGAUUGUAGGCUGGUCACCUCAACAAAAGGUGUUGGCCCACCCUUCAAUUGGCUGCUUCUUGAGCCACUGUGGUUGGAACUCGACCAUGGAGGGGUUGAGCAAUGGAGUUCCUUUCCUCUGCUGGCCUUACUUUACUGACCAAUUCCUUAACAAGGCAUACAUUUCAGAUGUUUGGAAGGUUGGCUUAGGAUUCAUACCAGAUGGAAACGGGAUCAUACCAAGAGAAGAGAUAAAGGGAAAACUGGAUGAAUUGCUUGGUGAUGAUGGUAUAAGAGCAAGAUCAUCGGAGCUCAAGGAAAUGGCUAGAAAGCAGGUCGGCGAAGGAGGAUCGUCUUUGAAGAAUUUCAACAGUUUCAUUGAAGCAAUGAAGUUAGAGAAGGGAUGGGUUUAUUAGCAUGAAGACUUAUGAAGAGGUGACUUACAGCACACGUGCCAUAGAUAACUCAUAAGUCUGGCUAUAUGUUUAUUUUCAGGCCCCUACAUAUUUGCAAUGGCCCACCUGAUGAAUGUCCUGGAUUUUCCAUAUAUAUCCAACAUCCAAUUCUAUCAUUGACCUAAUGCAUGAAUCUGCUUUAUAUUUUCACGCCCCUGCAUAUUUACAAUGGCCCACCUGAUGAAUAUCUUGGAUUUUGCACAUAUAUGCAACAUCCAUUCUAUCAUUGUCUUGCUACUAUGAAUAUCCUUACCUUCUUGUCCUUU
Messenger RNA from Magnolia sinica, 1715 nucleotides. Its product is annotated as UDP-glycosyltransferase 83A1-like. Gene Ontology annotation, molecular function: UDP-glycosyltransferase activity. The transcript is spliced from 2 exons. The record is from RefSeq and is a predicted model, not a curated record. Lineage: Eukaryota; Viridiplantae; Streptophyta; Magnoliopsida; Magnoliales; Magnoliaceae. Bases 19 to 1410 code for a protein of 463 amino acids.